Thunnus maccoyii (southern bluefin tuna) is the source of this 3582-nucleotide messenger RNA. RefSeq names its product polymeric immunoglobulin receptor-like. NCBI's taxonomy places the organism in Eukaryota, Metazoa, Chordata, Actinopteri, Scombriformes, Scombridae. The record is from RefSeq and is a predicted model, not a curated record. The transcript is spliced from 6 exons. Gene Ontology annotation, molecular function: transmembrane signaling receptor activity. The coding region runs from base 483 to 1703 and encodes 406 amino acids. Gene Ontology annotation, cellular component: plasma membrane.
AUCACUGGUUUAAUGUUUUUUUGUAAAAUCAGAAGUUGGUCUGCAUGUUUUGGAGUAAGGAGGGGAAAAAACGAAAUGCUCCGCUGUGUUGUUAACGUUCUGUCUUCAGUUUGCACAGCAGCCGACUUUCUUCACUUCUCCAGUUGGUUGAAGUUUUGUAAAGUGCUGCAGUGUGGUCAGUUUCAUGGUGCGGUUGGGUGCUUUGCUAACAUUAGUCUCUGGGUGAUAGGGUACAAAGUAUUCAGAAAAUAAUUCACCUUUUCCUGAAGACUGAAUAAUUAAGUCAAUACAUUUAAAAAGCUUGUCUAUUUUGAAGAUGAACAACAAAGUAAUUCUAGUAUGAACAUGUUUCACAUUCAGUGAGGUCUGCUUCUCUUUCAACUUUCUACUGUACAGAGCUGAACAAGUUAGCAAAAAUGGAAAUCAAUUUGCUCUGAAGCAAACAUUACAGGACAGGAGAGGCAGAUAUAAUGAAUAGAUAAAUGCACAUGAUGCACCCUUUACUGUAUAUGAGCACGAUGAUACAUUUCCAACAUGUGUUAGCAAAGUAUUACAAUGUUCAGUUUUGCAUGUUUUACUUUUCUUUUUUCUUUGCAGUGAAAGAUGGCUGCCAGACACCAUUUAAUCAAACUGCGUAUGAAACAGCUAAAACCACCAUCACAUGUGAUUACCCUAACGAAUACAACUCCAGUGUCAAGUUUAUCUGCAAAGACAACAAUGAAAUCUGUGAGGAGAUUUUAUCAACACAAUCUUCUGUAAAGUCAAACGGGACUUUCACUCUCACAGACACCAACAGUGGCUUCAACAUGUCCAUCAGUAAUGUGAGCUCACAGCAUGCUGGUGUCUACUGGUGUGGAGUCAAAUCAAAUGAAGGAAGUUACAGAGCUUCACUCGGAAAAAUACAACUGCAGGUUAAAAAUAUUACAAUCUUCAAAAGAUCCCCAACUAUUGGACAAACGUUCACAUACCAGUGUGAGUACCCACAAGGUGCUCCCAUUAAGAAAUUCAUCUGUAAGGGAGAAGAUCCAUCUAUAUGUCAAUAUCUAUGGAGCACCUCAAAGAAAAAGACUGUAAAGUUUUCAGUGGAGGAUGAAAGAGAGAGGAGAAAUAUCACCAUAACUGUGGUAGACAUAACAACAGACGACACCGGGACAUACUGGUGUGGAGCAGAAAACACUGGCAAAAAACGCAGUAAAACAUUCUUCAACAGACUGGAGAUGACUGUAGCAGCACCACCUGGAUCUGUGAAUCAUGGAGACUUUCACGUAAUAAUGAUCAUCUGUGGAGCUGUGCUGCUGCUGCUGCUGCUGCUUGUGAUAAUUGUGAUCUUCAUCUACAAACGAUUUUCAUGUUCAAAACCCACAAGGAAUGGAGCAGCAGCACAGCACAUCAGAGAGGAUAACGUCUAUGAGGAGGUACAGGAGCGCCUCCAGGAGACAGGCUCAGGAAAUGCAGUGGAGACGAUUUAUGCCACUGCCAACUUUCCCACAAACUCCCCUGCCUCGAUGUAUUACUCCACCAUCAUCUUUCAAAGCAGCACUGACAAAGCUAAUGGUGAGGUGCUGAUCCCCAGACCCAGCUCCUCUGCCUGUGAAUAUUCUACUGUGAGGAACAGUCAAGGUCCAAACUCUACUGUCUAUAAACCAUCAAAGACUUCAGAGGAUCCUCUCUUACUGACAGUCAACAAGACACAACAGCAAUGAGGACGACCCAGGCAGGAAUUUAUUAAAUUUACAAAAUAAAUGAUAAAGAUUAAUUUUUGAUGGUUUGUGGUUGUUAACAAUGAAGCCCAACUCAGACUGUAGGAAUUAACACCCCAAGAUAUUCAGUUUCUGGGCCCAGUCAACUUAAAAACAGGAUUCACUUCCACAUUGUUUGAGUCGCCAAAGUUUGGUGACAGGACUGAUUUGUAGAGACUAGAUGAGUCCUUAUGCUCAACUGUGAGACAGUUUAAAUCAACAAUAGAGUCCAAUUCAGACAGACCGUUUGGUAUUGUUGUAUAUUGUUGUUGUAUAUAUUGUUGUAUAUAGUAGCCGAUAAGUAACAAGGAACUGCAGUACAGAAGUGUCAAAUAUAAUAUAUAUGUCUGAGGUAAUUCAGUUUGUCCACCAAAGAGCACUGACAACUAGAGCUGCAACAAUUAGUUGAUUGAUCAAUUCGUUGAUUGGAAGAAAAUUAAUCUGCAAAUUUUUUGAUAAUUGAUUAAUCAUUUUAGUCAUUAUUCAGUCAAAAGUGCCAAAUCUUUGGUUCCAGCUCCUCAAUUGUGACAAUUCACUGUUUUUCUUUGCCAUACAGGCCAGUAAAUUGAAUAUUUAACAUUUUAGACAAAAAUUGAAGGCAAAUUGAAGAUAUCACUGUGGGCUCUGAGAAAUUGUGAAUGCCAUUUUCUCACUUUUUUUUUUACUUUCCAUUGACUAAGUUAUUAAUCGAUUAAUACAGAAAAUAAUCUGCAGAUUAAGCGAUAAUGAAAAUAGUUGUUAGUUGCAGCCCACUGACAACUGUAAAAUGUUCCACUUAGUACAAAGCUUGUUAACAAUGAUUUACUCUUUAUGAUGUUUUUAUGUUAUGCAUUUAUGUUUAAGAACAAAUAUUAUAUGAUAAAUCAUUUUCACAGUUCUAAAAUAUUAGUAUUAGCUUCAGAACUCCCGUUUUGUUUUGGCAUCCUUUGUAUUCCUGCUGCACUGGUGCCAUUUUUGACUAAUUGUUUUUCCAGCUCCAUCGAUUAGGAAUAAAAUUCAAGAGCCUGUCCUAGCUCAGUUACAGUAGCCUGAAGUGUAGAUUUCGGUUUGUCUUGAAUAAUAAAUCAAAAGGUUGAAGAAGUAGCUGCUACCACUGACUCAGCAAUUACUUGUUUGUAGUUUAUGUGUGUAGUUUAGUUGAUUGAUAAAUUUUGCUCCAAAUACCAAACAAAAAUGUGUUAAAGCCAAAUUAAUCUGUUCUUCUAUGGUACCACUUCAUUAAAUGACUAUAUGAGUUCUUCAUAUUGAUGAAUCCACAAAGACUUAUUAUCCAGCUCUGCUGCUUUAUGGAACUUUUCAGCCUCUUUUAGCUUGCUGUGUGUCUGCUGCUGUGCAGGUUUUUGUGCUGUUAAGAUAACACCUUUAUAAAGUCACAGGUGCGAGUGUAAGACAUUGUUCAAUAUUCACUAUAUGUGUUUGUAGUGUUGUUCAAAAGUCUAGUAAGAAUUAUUAGAACCUAUAUUGUGGACUGAAAAUAAGCCAAAAAGUGGUGUAUAAUCACUAACUAACAGCUAUCUACAACCAUGCACUGCAAAAACAGAGAAUGAACUUGUUUUCUUCUUUUUCCUCGUUGCCAAAAAUUGAUUGUAAUGUGAUAUUAAAAAGCACCAAACAUUGCUGGUUGUUGUGACUCUUAAUUUCUAAACCACUGAAAAAAACAAUCCCACAUUGCUGUUGAAGAGAAAUGUUUAUUUAUCACAUGUUGUUUGUGGCAGUAAAUUUAAAUAAGUCAGACUAUGGCAGGCAUUAUAUUAUUCUGUUUGUCACUUUAAAUUACUGUUACUGUUAAUUACUGUUUAAUUACACAUCAAUGGUAAACUGAGUAAUGUCAUUAGAAAAAGCU